AUGGGAACCAGGGCAUUAUCACAUGACAGUAUUUUUAUCCCAGAGGGCUCAACAGGCGAUGGAGCAAUGGCAGAAGUGACAUCCCAGGAAAACUUCCCAGGAAAAGUGCGAACCCUUCAGCAUCAACUAGCAAAAGAUAUUAAAUUUGGCCAGCACCCCUUGACUCUUAUUGGGAAAAGAAUGGAAGAUACUGGAGCUAAUUCAGAGGUUGAUCAAUUUCUCCGCAGUCCAUUGGAACAAGCUGCUCUGCAGGAUACCAAAUUACCAGCCUCAACACCUAAGGCCAAAUCUUCAGCAUUGUGUGUCUGUGUUACGAUAAAAACAAAUCAAAAACUCAUCAUGCCAGAUUUCAGUCUGAGAUCGGACUUGUUUGGUAAUAACAUCACCUGGGAUGAUAACGACAUACCUUUGACCAUGGUCCAAACCCCAAAAUCUAAGAGACCACCUUCUGGUGGGACCAUUGAAUCGAUUAACUUGGAUGCUGUUCCACAGUCUGUGAGACGCCUGGACAACACAGCAGCGAAACAUAAACUCUCUGUCAAGCCAAGAAAUCAAAGAAUCUCAAAGAAACAUGGGAGACUUGCACAGGUACAUGAAAUGCGGAGUGUGACGAUCCAUGAAUUUGACUUUGCGCUGGAAGAGAAGGAGACGAUUUUUGUGGCGAAGGACCUAAAAUAUUACAAAAAAGAAGAGAAUGAAGGACAAGGAGAGACAAGCCAUCUUAAAUUUGGGAGGGAAAGAUGCAGAAGUGAAAUAAUGGUGCACAAUAGGCAGGAAGCAGAAUUGGAGGGCCAAAAGAGAUGGGAAGAAGAACAAGAGGAAACUGAAGAACAAGUAAUACAAGAGGAAGAUCGGAUACAUUAUGAAAUGGAAAAACCGAAACUAAAUGAGGAAGAAUUAAGUGGGGAAGAACAGAAAUGUGUUGAAUUCGAGGAGCAGAAAGCACAUGAGAAGGAACAAAAAUAUUAUGAAAUGGAACAGCAAGAAAUACACGAGGAGGAGCAAAGAUGUGAUGAAAUGGAGAAACAAAAGUUGUACACGGAAAAUCAGAAAGAUCACGAAUUGGAAGACCAGAAAUUACAUGAAGAAGCAAUAGGUGAAACAGAAGAGUACACACUAUUUGAGGAAGAGCAAAACAAUGAAGUCAAAGAACAAAGGCUGGGUGAGGAAGAAGAAAAAUGUGAACUGAAGGAGAACAGAUUAUAUCAAGGUGAAAAAAGAUAUGAUGAAAUGGACAAACCAAAAAGUGACACAGAAAAGCAAGAUCAUGAGUUGAUGGAGUUGGAAAUGAAGAAAGAGGAACAAAAGUGCUUUGAGGUAGAAGGCCUGAGGAAAGAAGAUUUACAUUUCCAUGCUGCUGAAAACAACCAACCGAAUGAAGAGCCAAGAAAACACAAUUUGGAAGAACAGAAAGAAAUAGAAAGACAGCAUGAUUUGAAGAAACAACAAAGGGAAGAACAGAGUCAAAAGGAUGCUGAGCCGUUAAAUCAAGAAAAGCAACAAUUCCUUGAGGCACAGGAAGAGGAGCAACGUAGAGGGGAACUUAGAUGGAAAGAGGUAGAUCAAAGACAAACAUCGUCAACUCCCUUUUCAUUCCAAGUUUCUUCAGGAGAAAAGCAAAUCAUUUUUCAGAAAGUUAAUCUGACCCCUGUGACCCAUCCAAGAGAAGCUGUUCCUUCUUCAGAUGUGAAUGAGCUACAGGCCUUUACAAAGUCAAAUAACGGCCUUUCAUCUUCAAUUUACGUUCCCCAUACAGCCAUUUUGGUCACAGGAGCGCAGCUUUGUGGUACAGCUGUUGAUCUGAAACAGAUCAAAGACACAGCUUGUAAGACUUUGCUUGGCUUUUCAGAGGAGAGAAAAACGAUUGAUUUACCACCAGUUGAAAAGCCAACUAAAUCCAAUCAGGGUGCCAGAAGUAGAAUUGGCAAAUCCAAAUUCAAUCCAGAACCAUCAGUUGAGCAGGCAAGAUCGACAGCUUUAACUGAGUGGGCUGCCAUUAGGGCGAAAAUUCUUAAAAGUUCGGAUGAAAGGUUUCAAGAAAGAAGAGUACAUGGGAGAUUUAGUGAUGACUGGACUACCUUCAGAUCUUCCAGUAUGCAUAGCAGCUUGAGAAAAACUUUAUCUGCGAAUGCAAAAUUCUCCAUAACACCUGCAUGGCAGAAAUGGGCAGAUGGCAAUAAAAUCAGCAAUUCUGAGAAAAUGAGUAUCUCCCACAAAGCAGAGAAACAAACUACACCUGAGGAAACUGUAUUUGCACAUAUUUGCGCUUUGGAGUCUUCUGAACCUUGUGGGCUAUUGACGUCUGAAAACAUUGGACAAGAUGCAGCCAAAGACACACAAGAUGACUCACACUUGGAUAAUCAUAAUAUUAGGACAGGAGAUGCUGCUGAAGGUUACAAAUUUGCCAAAGAUCUUCCAUCGUUUCUAGUUCCAAGUCUUCCUGCUGUGCAAAGGAAAGAGCAUUCACUCCUGCAAGCUCAACCUCCCGUUACUAACCAAACUGCUACAAAUGUGAUCACACAAACUGAAGGGGCAAUGGAUACAUCCCCAUUUGGUAUAAAAUUACGGAGGACCCACUAUUCCCUUCGGUUCCACUAUGAACAGCAAGGAGAACAAAAACGGAAGAAACGGUAUAGUGCUGGAGAUAGUAUGGAAGGAAUUCCAGCAUUCCUGGCCUCAAAAGAAAAAGAAGGUGAAUCAUACACGGUUUCUGGUAAGCAAUUCUCUUAUAACAAAGAUAAUAAGGUUGGUAACAUUUUGAAAGACAGCUCAAAUAGCAUUUCAGACAUUUCACAGACUGGGAUUACGCAUCUAAGUAGCAUUGAUGUGGCAAAACAUGUUAAAAAUAAACUUGCUGCACGUUCAAAUGAGAAAGUUUCAUCAAGGCCACAACCAUCUCAGAAACCUGCUUUAGCACCCAAGCCUACACGGUUCACUCCACCUCCGUCCCCCCACAAUACCUUAAACAAGAGUGCAGAUCACAAAAACACAAAGAAUCUACUUGAUUCAAAUGUGAGAAAAGAAGAUGAGAAGAAUGACACCUCAGUUCAAACAUACAGAGUAAAGAAUGAAGAAGUGGAAACAAAGGAUAGAAAAUCUUUUUUCCCAUCCAUCAACAUUCCAUGGAGAGAGAGGGCAGACAAAAAGUCAGACUCCAUUAAGAAAGAGAAACCUGUUCUUCAGAGCAGACAUUCUCUGGACAGCUCAAGGCUUGUGGACAGGGUGGAAUCUUCCCAGCCUCUGUGGAUCACCCUGGCCAUGCAGAAGCAGAAAGGAUUCCGUGAGCAGCAGGCCAGCCGAGAAGAAAGAAGACAAGCCAGAGAAGCAAAGCUAGCGGAGAAACAGACUAAAGAAAAUACAAUUGUGUCCAGCUCUGUGGACAAUAAAGGAGGCAAUCAUUACAUGAGUACACUGCAGAAAUCCAGUCAGGAUGAAGAAAAGAAAAUUGGGAACAAUAUUGUGUCUAAAGUGGAACGCCGUGAACUCCUGAAAAAAUCUUCCACACUUCCAAAUUCUGUCACAGUUGAAAUAUGUGAUUCAGUGGGAUCAAGUCCACAAGUGAAGGAAUUACCGAAGAGAUUCUCAACUCCUGAUGCUGCACCAGUGUCUGUGGAACCUGCCUGGCUUGCACUUGCCAAAAGAAAAGCUAAAGCUUGGAGCGACUGUCCUCAGAUAAUUAAAUGA
Messenger RNA from Hemiscyllium ocellatum (epaulette shark), 3684 nucleotides. It is a transcript of the gene cracd, whose product is annotated as capping protein inhibiting regulator of actin dynamics. The transcript is spliced from 9 exons. The record is from RefSeq and is a predicted model, not a curated record. Lineage: Eukaryota; Metazoa; Chordata; Chondrichthyes; Orectolobiformes; Hemiscylliidae. Bases 1 to 3684 code for a protein of 1227 amino acids. Gene Ontology annotation, biological process: negative regulation of barbed-end actin filament capping; maintenance of gastrointestinal epithelium.